GGGGUGCGGGGGCGGUGUGCGCUGCCAGCCCGCUACUAGAGGGGCUCCUCUGAGCGCUGCACCGGGCCGGACCCGUGGCGUUUUCUGUGUUCCUCCGCCCUCGGGUUCCUGGAUUCCGAGGUCUGGAUGCGGCUUCACGAGGCGCUCCGGCAGAGCUCUAGGAAGGCGGUGGGCUGGCGAAGCCCCAAGCUAUCCAGUACCUUGGAGAAGCCUCCUGGAUCCCUGUCUCAGCCAGUAGCUGAAUUAUUCUCAAGUGCUUUCAUUCUCUGUGCACAAGGAAUCUGAGGUCCAGGAGUGUCAGCAGCAAAGAUGUCUAAUGAGCCACCCCCUCCUUAUCCUGGCGGUCCUACAGCCCCACUACUAGAGGAAAAAAGUGGAGCCCCACCUACCCCAGGCCGCGCCUCCCCAGCAGUGAUGCAGCCGCCACCAGGCAUGCCACUGCCCUCUGCUGAUAUUGCUCCCCCACCUUAUGAGCCACCUGGUCAUCCAGUGCCUCAGCCUGGUUUUGUGCCCCCUCACAUGAGUGCAGAUGGCGCCUACAUGCCUGCAGGUUUCUACCCUCCUCCAGGCCCUCACCCACCUAUGGGCUAUUAUCCACCAGGACCCUACCCACCAGGGCCCUAUCCUGGCCCUGGGGGCCACACGGCCACAGUCUUGGUGCCAUCAGGGGCAGCUACCACAGUGACAGUGCUACAGGGAGAGAUCUUUGAAGGUGCACCUGUGCAGACAGUGUGCCCCCACUGCCAGCAAGCAAUCACCACCAAGAUCUCCUACGAGAUUGGCCUGAUGAACUUUGUGCUGGGUUUCUUCUGCUGCUUCAUGGGGUGUGAUCUGGGCUGCUGCUUGAUCCCCUGCCUCAUCAAUGACUUCAAGGAUGUGACGCACACGUGUCCCAGCUGCAAAGCCUACAUCUACACAUACAAGCGCUUGUGCUAACGGAGCUAGACUUGGACUCCCCCACCUAUCAGUCUGGCCCCAUGUGCUUUGCUCCCUAUGCUCAGUGGUCACUUCCCCCCAGCCCCCACUCAGGGUUGGAAGUUUUGCCAUUGUCCCCUGGAAAUACUGUCCUCACCUUGCCCUUCCCUGAGCAUCCUACUUCCAGCAAAAAUUCCGUUGGAUUUAAGGCCAAGGGCCAGUGGGUGGCAUGGGGGUGACACUGAUCUUGUGUGAUGUUUGGGCAUUUGCAAUCCAGAAGAUGAGCUGGAGAGGGUCUCUUACUGGGGUCCUUUCUUUAUAAGGGUUCAGGUUUGGUCCUUAUUCCUGGGACCAAAAGCACCCAAAGCAUGAAUAGGUUCCCAGACUAGGGCCUAUGGUGAGGGUUGUGCCUGGAACCACAGUUGUAUCUGACCUGCUGGAAUGAGGUCGGAAUCAUCUAGAGUUAAGUGAACCCAAGCAAGACUGGGUCUUAAGGCCUGGGUUUAUGUGGAGUAUAUUGUCUUAUCUGGGGUGCCAAAGGUGGAGUAAGAAUGAUGACUGCCAACUUGGGCCUCAGAACUCUCAGGUAUAGAAAUCCAGGACUUCUACCCACUGUCCAGGAGGUAUCCAAGAGUUGCCUGGUAUAAGGCAAAGAGGACACUGGGCUAGUUAAAGGCCCUGGUAGUCAAGAAGAACUUGCCCCCUUUCUCAUCUAGCUUCCUUUGAGUCAAUGUGCAGAUCUCCUUUCUGGCCACAUCUCCGUGAACCCCUAUAUUUUCUGGGGCCAGAAGGAAUGAAUGCCCAUGACCCUGUCCUGUCUGUCUACUUUUGUGUCUGUGCUAUAUAUGGGUAUAACUUUUACCUGGUAGCUUACUGAGAGUGGCAGAUCAUAACAGCCUCCUUGUAGGUUCAUGAGUCUCUGGAAUAAGUGCCAGUCUUUUUGCCAUAGUUGACUUGCUUCCAUAUUGGGGCACUUCAGUAGGGAGAACUGUGACACUAGGCUGAGGACCAGGAAGAAGUCACAAGUAGUGGGGGUAUCCUAAGCACAUGAGUCUUGCCCAGCCAGGGUGUAAACCCAAACUAUUUCCUGAAUGGUCUGUGAAUAUGCCCACGUGGACACUGUGUCCUGCUGCUGUCCCUCUCCUGGUCUCACACUACCACUGCAUGGCCUCCUAUCACUGUGAACUGUGGCCUGGUCCCAGUUUGUAGUUUCAUUAAAUUGGCCCUUUCACUUCCCUGCCCUGGGCCUCCUCUGCUGUCUUGCCUGGCUUCCUUCUUUUCUGAGGGACAGGGUGGGUCUACAGGUAGUAUACUGGCAAGCAAGAGAUUGGGCCUGGGAAACAACACAUGUUUAAGAACCCAAUUACACCAAACCAGAAUUUAUAUAUAUAGACUUACUCUAGGGGGACCUAGCUGUUCUGGGCCAGGGAGGUUUUGGUUUCAGCAUUGGUUUCCACCAUUUACAUAAUUAGGUGUCCAGGCUGCAGAGCCUGAGAACUGGAGCCCUUUCCCAACUUAUUGACCUCCUAACCCGAAGGCAGUAUUAUUCUGCCCUUAAACAAGAUAGCACUACUGGACUGAGAUCUUAUAUAUAGUCUGAAGAUGAAGCCGGGCACUCAGGUUCUGAACCAGGUUGGCCUUGGUUAAAUCCAACCAUCUCAACUGUGAAAAUCGUGGGCUCACCUUUCAAGAGUUUCCCUUCUGUUUUACCUUUUUUUUUUUUUUUUU
Cricetulus griseus (Chinese hamster) is the source of this 2643-nucleotide messenger RNA. Lineage: Eukaryota; Metazoa; Chordata; Mammalia; Rodentia; Cricetidae. The record is from RefSeq and is a predicted model, not a curated record.